This is a messenger RNA of Pseudophryne corroboree (corroboree frog), 3794 nucleotides long. Its product is annotated as zinc finger protein 260-like. Bases 267 to 2387 code for a protein of 706 amino acids. The record is from RefSeq and is a predicted model, not a curated record. Gene Ontology annotation, biological process: regulation of transcription by RNA polymerase II. Lineage: Eukaryota; Metazoa; Chordata; Amphibia; Anura; Myobatrachidae. The transcript has 6 exons. Gene Ontology annotation, molecular function: DNA-binding transcription factor activity; RNA polymerase II cis-regulatory region sequence-specific DNA binding.
AGGAGCAGAGAGCAGCCAUUGCUGUGUCUGGCAGCAGAGGUGUGAAGAAGACAUCUGGUGAGCGUGAGACACCUAGCAGCCAUGCGCAAGUGUCAGGAGGACUGAGCAGGUCCCAGAGCCCCAUCACGGUGCCUCCACCUCACUCACUGAUACAUGAGAGACACAGUGACCAGAAGAUCCAGGAACUCACCAACAAGAUCAUUCCACUGCUGACUGGACAGGAGGGGGAGUAUAUAGAGGAAUACAGGGGUCUGUACAAGGACGUGAUGAUGGAGAAUCACUGGCCCCUCACAUCACUGGAUGGGCCCAGUAACAGAGAUACCCCAGAGAGAUGUCCCCGUCCUCUGUAUUCCCAGGAUUGUACAGAGGAGAAUCACAGGAUCCCACAGGAGGUUCAGGUACAACGUCUGUCUGAUAUUAAAACAGAAAAUAUAAAGGGAGAGGAAGAGACGUAUGUGACUGAUAUAAAGGCAGAAGAUAUAGAGGGAGAAGAAGAGACGUAUGUGACUGAUAUGAAGGCAGAAGAUAUAGAGGGAGAAGAAGAGACGUAUGUGACUGAUAUAAAGGCAGAAGAUAUAGAGAGAGAAGAAGAGACGUAUGUGACUGAUAUAAAGGCAGAAGAUAUAGAGGGAGAAGAAGAGACGUAUGUGACUGAUAUAAAGGCAGAAGAUAUAGAGGGAGAAGAAGAGACGUAUGUGACGGGUGAUCAGCAGUGUAAGGAGGAUGAGAUCCCUACAGAUAUCAGCACAGAUGGACACACAAGCAGGAAUAUAUCAGAAGGACAUCUAAUGUUAUCCCCGGAUUGUGACAUAAAAGAUAAUGACAGUAGACAGGAUUCUCCAGGAACUAACCCCAUUACCCCAAUUAUAAAUCCAGCUCUAUCAGCUGAUUCCUCUGAUCCUGGGAAAUGUUCUCUUGAUCUCUCUGAUAUUGGUGCAUCUGUUACAGCUCUGAGAGUAGAUACAGAGUUUCCAUGUGCUAUAGAUGCCAAAUGUUUUACACAGAACACAAAGCCUAUUAACCCACACACAGGUAAGGCAGGUGAGAGGCCAUUUCUAUGUUCUGAGUGUGGGAAAUGUUUUGCACGCAAAUCAGAUCUUGUUAAACAUCAGAGACGUCACACAGGUGAGAAGCCAUUUCCAUGUUCUGAGUGUGGGAAAUGUUUUGCACACAAAUCAGAUCUUGUUAAACAUCAGAGACGUCACACAGGUGAGAAGCCAUUUCCAUGUUCUGAGUGUGGGAAAUGUUUUGCACAUAAAUCAGAUCUUGUUACACAUCAGCGAAGUCACACAGGUGAGAAGCCAUUUCCAUGUUCUGAGUGUGGUAAAUGUUUUGCAAGCAAAUCAUAUCUUGUUAUACAUCAGAGAAGUCACACAGGUGAGAAGCCGUUUCCAUGUUCUGAGUGUGGGAAAUGUUUUACAAACAAAUUACAUCUUGUUAGACAUAACAGAAAUCACACAGGUGAGAGGCCAUUUUCUUGCUCUGAGUGUGGGAAAUGUUUUAUCCAGAAAUCAAAUCUUGUUAAACAUCAAAGAAGUCACACAGGUGAAAAUCCAUUUCCAUGUUCUGAGUGUGGGAAAUGUUUUGCACACAAAUCAGUUCUUGUUAUACAUCAAAGAAGUCACACAGGUGAGAGACCAUUUUCUUGCUCUGAGUGUGGGAAAUAUUUUAUCCAGAAAUCAGAUCUUGUUAAACAUCAAAGAAGUCACACAGGUGAGAAUCCAUUUCCAUGUUCUGAGUGUGGGAAAUGUUGUUUAAGUAAAUCACAUCUUGUUAAACAUCACAGAAGUCACACAGGUGAGAAGCCAUUUCCAUGUUCUGAGUGUGGGAAAUGUUUUGCACACAAAUCAGGUCUUGUUACACAUCAGAGAAGUCACACAGGUGAGAAGCCAUUUCCAUGUUCUGAGUGUGGGAAAAUUUGUUUCAGUAAAUCACAUCUUGUUAUACAUCACAGAAGUCACACAGGUGAGAAGCCAUUUCCAUGUGCUGAGUGUGGAAAAUGUUUUGCACACAAAUCAGGUCUUGUUACACAUCAGAGAUGUCACACAGGUGAGAAUCUAUUUUCUUGCUCUGAGUGUGGGAAAUGUUUUACCCAAAAAUCAUAUCUUGUUACACAUCAGCGAAGUCACACAGGUGAGAAGCCAUUUCCAUGUUCUGAGUGUGGGAAAUGUUUUGCACACAAAUCAGAUCUUGUUAAACAUCAGAGAAGUCACACAGGUGAGAAGCCAUUUCCAUGUUCUGAGUGUGGGAAAUGUUUUGCAUACAAAUCAGAUCUUGUUAUACAUCAGAGAAGUCACACAGGUGAGAAGCCAUUUUCUUGCUAUGAGUGUGGGAAAUGUUUUACAUGGAAAUCACAACUUGUUACACAUCAGCGAAGUCACAAGUGAGAAGCCAUUUCCAUGUUUUGAGUGCUGGAAAUGUAUUGCACACAAAUCAGAUCUCAUUAAACAUGAGAGCAGUCACACAGGUGAGAAGCCGUUUUCUUGCUCUGAGUGCAGGAAAUGUUUUACACAAAUCACAUCUUGUUACGUGUCAGCGAAGUCACAGGUGAAAAUCCAUUUCCAUGUUCUGAGAUUGAGAAAUGUUUUGCACACAAAUCAUAUCUCGUUAGACAUAACAGAAGUCACACAUGUGAGAAGCCAUUUUCUUGCUAUGAGUGCAAAAUGUUUUACAUGGAAAUCACAACUUGUUACACAUCACAGAAGUCACACAGUUGAUAGGCCAUUUUCUUGUUCUGAGUGAAAUGUUUUACACAGAAAUCACAACUUGUUAAACUUCAGCGAAGUCACACAUACUCUGAGAAAUAAAUCAGCUCUUGUUGCACACAAUAGACAUCACUCAGGUGAGGAACCAUUUUACUCUUCUGGAGUAUACUUAUCAUUGCCAUGCGUUCUUCUUCAAGGUUCUUAUCCUAUCUCCUAUGCUUUUUGCAAUAUACAUGCUACCGCAGGGUGAAAUAAUCAGAUGUCAUGCCAUCAUCUACCACUGCUAUGCAGAUGACCUGUCUAUUGCUCCGGGUACUGAGAACCCAGUACCAAUCCUAAAUGGUUGUCUAGCUGAGCUUCAGGUGUGGGUGAUGCCAGUUGGCUGUGACUCAGUCCUGGCAAAACAUGUCCUUAUGAUAGAAGCUCACCAACAAAGGGCAGGGCUACAGCUCAGCUUUGUUACCAACCAGAAUUACGCUUGUGGGUUCAGAGUUACAAAAUGCUGAUCCUGUGCGAAAUCUUGGUAUCCUGGAUGGUGGAGUGACACUUAGACAUCAGGUAUCAGCCACAAUCAGAUCCUCAUCUGAUGAACAUAGCCAGACUCCAGCACUUCUUUCCCUCAGAAGAUCUACCUACAGUCAUACAUGCACUUGUAUCAUCACACAUAGACUACUACAAUGUCCUCUACCUGGGUCUCCCAACAAAAGAAUUGCACCGCUUGUAGCUUGUACAGAAUGCAGCAGCCAGGCUGUUAACUAACCAGCCCGUUCCUGCCACAUAACACCCAUUCUCUGCUCCCUUCACCAGCUGCCUGUAAGAUGGUGACUGUUACAUAAUCUUACUGACUCCCAAUCCUACAUGACCAAGGUCACAGGUACCAGAAGCAGCUUCUGCCUCCUUACUGCCUGGUUACUUCCAUCUGCAGAUGAAGGACUUACCAGGAGUACCAAGAAUCCCCAAGCAGUUCUGAGAUGACAUGGUGGGUGGCACUAUUGCUGUAGCAGGGGCUGCCGGAGGCACUGUCUGUGGGUAAUGUUGUCCCCAAGUAGUGCUAAGGUGGAAGAGGGGUGGCAAGCAGUAGGGGAGAAA